UUGUUUGUGUUGUUGCCUACAGGAGCCACUGCUUGUGUUGAAUUGAAGAGAUUUGAAAGAGCAAUCACUUGGUGUGAUAAGGGACUAGCUGUAUCCUUUGAAGGAAUCUUUCAUUUUUAACCGUGGGUAUAAAAAAAAAGUUUCCAUAAUUUGAUGUUUUAAGGGAGAAAAUACAAAGAAGGGUAUUAAUUAUGAUGGGAACUUAUCAGUUCAUAUACUUUAAGUGUGUGUGAUUAAAAACAUAGGAGAAGUUAUUACCUCAUGACUUAUUAAUGAAAUUACUCCUUUUAGUCAAUUUGACUUAGUUCUACUAUCCAUGCCAAUAACUGGUACAUUAGUUUAAAUAACCCUUUAAUUUCCCAGACCAAAUUUGUAAUUAUCCUUACUGUCAACCAUACAAUUCUUGUAAUGUUAGUACAGAGAAUUCAGUAUUGCAUCAACUAACUAUUUUCAGAUUGAUAUAUUUUUUUUUACUCUCAACACUUAUCUGAUUGAUAUUGUGUUGUUAUUGUAAGGAAAAAUUCUCUUUUGGUCACUCACGGGAGUUAAAGGGUUAGAAGACUAAUAUUCAUCCAGUUUAUACAUAGUACUUGCGUAGAUGAUCUCUCUAAAACAAGCCAGAACAAAAAGCUCGGUAAUGUUUACAUAUUUUAUGUAGAUUUUCUUGCCUUCGACCUUUUUCCACUACUUAGAGACUCGGAAACUUUCGUCCUGCUUGCCAAAUAAAAAAUUUAAAGACAUGUCUUUGUGUUGUAGACUCAUUUCUUCCACUGCUGUAAAAUAAUUGUCUGAUGUUAAAGCUAUAUUAAUUUAAAAAUUGAGCAAGUGCUGCUCAGUUUUUGGAAACUAAGGAUUAAAUCUAGAUAUUUCGCGUUAAAUUUUGAGGCUGUAGAUAGAAAAAACAUUUUUUGAAGUGUAGAUUUACUUCAUAACUGACUUUAAGACUGAAUGUUGAUAAAUCAUCUACCUUUCAUGCAAAGCCCUCCUAAUGGGCCAUUUUAUAGUCGUGUACUUAGUUGCCAAGCCUUUGAUUUGGAGUGAGGCUGAAGGUGACCUGUUGUGAUAGAGACCAGUAUCUAGAAACGAUAAUAACAAAAUAGUUUGCAUUUAAAAAGCAGCAAUUUUUUUAUCAUAACAAGGUCACCCUUUAUCAUCCCUCUUGUUCAGAGGCUUGGGAACUAAGCACGCAAAUGUUAAAAUGGACUAUUACAUAUCAAUAUGAUCAGAAACAUAAUCUCUUGUGUUUUUCCACAUUUAACCCUUAACAUAAAAAAAGAUUGACAAAAACAAUACGGUCUUGUUGUCAUUAAGACUUCAGUCUGUCAGAGAAGUGGGAGAUAAGUCCAUGGAGGAAAAAGAUCCUAUUAGUCAUGACCACGUUAGUGCAAGUUCAGGUGAUAUCAAGAAAGUCAUAGACUUCUAUAAUUGGGGAGAAGAAGCCAUAGAGUACCUAAACCUAUAUCUUAAAAAAGCUAAAGAAGUAGGAGACAAGCAUGGGGAGGGUAACGCUUAUGGCAGUCUUGGCAAUGCUUAUCACCGUCUGGGUGAUUUCAAAAAAGCCAUAGAGUACCACAACCUACAUCUUAAAAUAGCUAAAGAAGUAGGAGACAAGCAUGGGGAGGGUGGUGCUUAUGGCAAUCUUGGCAAUGCUUAUCGCCGUCUGGGUGAUUUCAAAAAAGCCAUAGAGUACCACAACCUACAUCUUAAAAUAGCUAAAGAAGUAGGAGACAAGCAUGGGGAGGGUGGUGCUUAUGGCAAUCUUGGCAAUGCUUUAUGAAGUCUGGGUGAUUUUCAAAAAAAAAAAGCCAUAGAGUACCACAACCUACAUCUUAAAAUAGCUAAAGAAGUAGGAGACAAGCAUGGGGAGGGUAGUGCUUAUGGCAAUCUUGGCAAUGCUUAUCGCAGUCUGGGUGAUUUCAAAAAAGCCAUAGAGUACCACAACCUACAUCUUAAAAUAGCUAAAGAAGUAGGAGACAAGCAUGGGGAGGGUAACGCUUAUGGCAAUCUUGGCAAUGCUUAUCAAAGUCUGGGUGAUUUCAAAAAAGCCAUAGAGUACCACAACCUACAUCUUAAAAUAGCUAAAGAAGUAGGAGACAAGCAUGGGGAGGGUGGUGCUUAUGGCAAUCUUGGCAAUGCUUAUCAAAGUCUGGGUGAUUUCAAAAAAGCCAUAGAGUACCACAACCUACAUCUUAAAAUAGCUAAAGAAGUAGGAGACAAGCAUGGGGAGGGUAGUGCUUAUGGCAAUCUUGGCAAUGCCUAUCGCCGUCUGGGUGAUUUGAAAAAAGCCAUAGAGUACCACAACCUACAUCUUAAAAUAGCUAAAGAAGUAGGAGACAAGCAUGGGGAGGGUAACGCUUAUGGCAGUCUUGGCAAUGCUUAUCACAGUCUGGGUGAUUUCAAAAAAGCCAUAGAGUACCACAACCUACAUCUUAAAAUAGCUAAAGAAGUAGGAGACAAGCAUGGGGAGGGUGGUGCCUAUGGCAAUCUUGGCAAUGCUUAUCAAAGUCUGGGUGAUUUCAAAAAAGCCAUAGAGUACCACAACCUACAUCUUAAAAUAGCUAAAGAAGUGGGAGACAUGCAUGGGGAGGGUGGUGCUUAUGGCAAUCUUGGCAAUGCUUAUCAAAGUCUGGGUGAUUUCAAAAAAGCCAUAGAGUACCACAACCUACAUCUUAAAAUAGCUAAAGAAGUAGGAGACAAGCAUGGGGAGGGUGGUGCCUAUGGCAAUCUUGGCAAUGCUUAUGGCCGUCUGGGUGAUUUCAAAAAAGCCAUAGAGUACCACAACCUAGAUCUUAAAAUAGCUAAAGAAGUAGGAAACAAGCAUGGGGAGGGUGGUGCUUAUGGCAAUCUUGGCAAUGCUUAUCAAAGUCUGGGUGAUUUCAAAAAAGCCAUAGAGUACCACAACCUAGAUCUUAAAAUAGCUAAAGAAGUAGGCGACAAAUCCUUGGAGGCAACGGCCUACUGUUCAUUAGGAUGCGUUUCUGAGUUGCAAGGUGGACUGCCAAAAGCCGUUGAACAUUACCAAGCUAGCAUAAGCUUAUUCAAUUCCUUGAGAGUACUUCUAAAAUCUAAAGAUGAGUGGAAAGUUAAUUUUCGAAAUAAGCAUCAAAUCGCGUAUACGGGUUUGUGGAGAGUUCUCGUAGAACAAGGUAAUGUAGAUGAAGCCUUAUUUGUUGCUGAGAAAGGACGAGCUCAAGCUCUAACCGACCUCAUGGAAUCCAGUUUUCGUGGUGGAACAAGUCACCAGAAGGGAGAUGAUGAAGAUUGCGCAGUUUUAAAAAACGUUCCAUCAAACACUGUCUUUCAGGCAGUGGACGAAGCUAACGUCAAUCUUUGGGUUGUGUCCGAAGGAAAACAAGUUCAGUUAAGACAAAGUAAACUCAAAGGUUUUGUUUCAGAGAAUAGUGGAUCUAGCCAGUCCUUUGAGUCGUUCAUGCUCGGUGUCUAUACACAACUUGGUGUUCGUUCUAAUGUGAGAUGCGAGAAUCGAUCUUUAGAUGCUUUGAGGGAGGGCCGUUCAAAAGUGGAUGAGAAAACCAAAGAAGCCAACCCUCAACCUCACUUCCAACAAGACGGAUGCUUGAGCAGUUUAUAUGAUAUCGUUAUGAAGCCGGUGGCUGACUUGAUUCAAGGGGAUGAGCUACUCAUUAUUCCUGAUGGACCCCUGUGGAUCGCUCCUUACGCUGCAUUGAAGGAUGGUAAUUCUAAAUACCUGUGUGAAUCGUUCACAAUCCGAGUCGCUCCAUCGUUAGCAAGUCUUAGACUCAUUGCCGAUUGCCCAAAUGAUUAUGACAAAAGCAGUGAUGCGUUACUUGUAGGAGAUCCGUGGGUAUCCGAGGUUACUAACAGCGAGGGAGAGAAAGUCCUCGAGCAGCUUCCGUGUGCUAAAGAAGAAGUAGAAAUGAUCGGAGAAAUUCUGAAUAUCACGCCAAUCACUGGCAGAAAAGCCACGAAACGUGAGGUGUUGAAAAGACUCAGUUCCGUUUCCUUAGUUCACCUUGCGGCACACGGAUGUCCGGAAACUGGCGAAAUUGCUCUUACACCUGACCCAGACCGAAUAUCUACUGUGCCUACGGAGAAGGAGAAUUACAUUUUAACGAUUCGAGAUGUGUUGAAUGUUCAACUUUGCUCUAAACUUGUUGUGCUCAGUUGCUGCCACAGUGGUCGGGGCGAGAUCAAGGCUGAAGGUGUGGUUGGCAUUGCGCGCGCUUUUAUGGGGGCUGGUGCUCGGUCUGUUGUGGUGUCCCUGUGGGCGAUUGAUGACGAGGCUACUCUCGAGUUCAUGAAAUGCUUUUAUCAACACCUUGCAGAAGGUAAAUCUACAAGCAAGUCACUGAACCUGGCCAUGAAAAGCCUCAGAGAAUCAGAUGAGUUCCACGACAUCAAGUACUGGGCGCCCUUUUUGCUGAUUGGAGAUGACCUCACGUUUGACCUGAUGGCAAAGGAAAGAGAAAAUUUGAAUAGAAAAUCAAAUAAAUGA
Molecule: messenger RNA, 4477 nt
Organism: Pocillopora meandrina
Lineage: Eukaryota; Metazoa; Cnidaria; Anthozoa; Scleractinia; Pocilloporidae
Source: the annotation of a GenBank genome assembly